UCCGCUUGAACCUCAACUUCAAAUUGCUUUUGCCUCCAUCAACCACGACCAACUCUCGCUCUCGCUCUCGGUCUCUUUCUCUGUAUUUUUAGCAUUCGAAAUGAAGACUGUGGAAGUUAAUACACCUGCUAAGUCUGGGAAAACAAUGGAAAUUGAGGAUGACUAUGUGCCCAAGUCUUCGGAACCAAGCGUCACAAUUCAGGUAUACCGUCAUGCUGGAGCUACCAGAUCCCCCAUUUUCCCUUCACCUGUUACCUCUUCUCCAGCUCCUCAUCCCUAUUUCUGGGGAAAUCAGCAUUGUUUUGUGCCAAUAGAGGGGAAUGCAAUUUGGUACCCUGCUUCAUAUCACACAGCUCCUAAUGCUUAUCCUUCCGUAGCUGGGGAAUUUUCUCCAACAAGGAAGCGGACCUCUGUCCAGAUGAUUGAAGCUGGAGUAGGUGUAAAUAACAGUGGUACAGCCCAGAAGGUAUCUCCCAAUGCAUCUGUCACACUUCCAGAGGCUUCAGCAACUAUGGUUAGACCUCAAGAGGUCAAGCAAGAAAACUGUAUUCAGCAUGAGGAUGAAUUGAGAAAGGAAAGAAAGAAGCAGGCUAAUAGGGAGUCAGCUAAGAGGUCAAGAUUACGCAAGCAGGAAGAAUGUAACAAACUACAGGCAGUGGCAAGGACAUUAAAAUCGGACAUUUCCAUUCUCUGUGACAAGUUAGUGAGACUUUCCGAGAAAUGUAUGGAGUUUGAAAGAGAAAACAAGUCAAUAACGGAAGAGCUAAUUCAGACAUAUGGGCUAGGUGCAAUUUCCGACCUUGAAGUCAAGUAUCCUGACGUUUUUCAACAAUAUCUUGAUGACAAAAGGAACAGCAAUGACACAGAAAUUCAAAGCACCAUCAGCAUGAAAGAAGAAACUACAAGUGAGGAUACGACAUCUCCUAAUCAGAAUACAGAACAUUAAACCCUUGAGGCUAACUCUUAAUAUCUCUGUCACCAUUCCUAGUCUAGAAUGCUUCCUUUUGUUUUCCAUCUUUCCCUCUCUCGGCCAAAAUGUUAAAACCCCCAAUUGUUUCUACUUAAUGGCUUUCAUUAUUUCAUAGGAGAGUUCUGUUUAGGUAUAUAUCCAUUCUUGGUGUUUGAACAUGUGUGGUACAAUAAUGCAAAAGUUAAAAUCUGCAAGAGAAGGAAGCACAGAGGACAAUAAUAUUCUUAUUGUUGCUA
This is a messenger RNA of Vitis riparia (riverbank grape), 1206 nucleotides long. Its product is annotated as light-inducible protein CPRF3-like. The coding region runs from base 101 to 946 and encodes 281 amino acids. The transcript is spliced from 9 exons. Gene Ontology annotation, biological process: regulation of DNA-templated transcription. Gene Ontology annotation, molecular function: DNA-binding transcription factor activity; sequence-specific DNA binding. Lineage: Eukaryota; Viridiplantae; Streptophyta; Magnoliopsida; Vitales; Vitaceae. The record is from RefSeq and is a predicted model, not a curated record. Gene Ontology annotation, cellular component: nucleus.